Messenger RNA from Pocillopora meandrina, 345 nucleotides. Lineage: Eukaryota; Metazoa; Cnidaria; Anthozoa; Scleractinia; Pocilloporidae. The record is from the annotation of a GenBank genome assembly.
AUGGGUUUUUACUGUAUGGGCGAAAUUCGUGCUUUGUCUGUUAAAGAUGUCUCUCUUUGCAGUGAAUAUAUGUCAGUUUUCAUUCCGAAACACAAGAAUGAUCGGUGUAGGGAGAGGCAUACAUCCCUCCUAGCAAGGUAUCAUAAGGCUACUUGCCUGGUUUAUAUUACCGAGAGGUUACUCAAGCUUCUUCCUUCAUCUACUCAGUCAUCCUUCCCCCUCGUUAGACGACUUGUUAAAUCUAAGUCUAAGAAGUAUUUUCAUGCUUCUAAAGGCGUUUCAUACACGACGCUUAGAGAGGAAUUUGAGAAAUACUUUUUAGCCAUUUGUAGAAGACAUCGCUAG